AUGGCUGAAAUGAUUACAGAAAAUACGCAGAUUUUAUCUAAAAUCGCUACAAGAUUUGUAUGUAUUAGUGAUAAUCAUGAUAGUUAUGAUUUUAUUCUUCCAGACGGCGACAUAUUACUUCAUUCGGGUGAUAUUACGAAGAAUGGAACUGCAACGGAAGUUGAAACAUUUUUAAAUUGGUUGAAAACUCUAAAUCAAUAUCGUUUAAAAAUAGUCAUUGUUGGUAAUCAUGAAUCAAAGCGAUUCUAUUCAAAGAAAAGAUAUAAAAUACUACCACUACCUAUUGAACAAUUAAAAAAUGAUAAAUCAUUAAUAACCGAUUAUGGUAUUGUUUAUCUUCAAGAUCAAGCAUUUCAAGAUCCAGUCACAGGAUGGAAAUUUUAUGGAAGUGGUUUGCUAUCUGAAUAUUAUAAAAAUUCAGAAGAACUUCGUCGCCAUUGGUCUAAAAUACCGAUCGAUACAGAUAUUCUUCUUACGCAUGGUCCACCUCACUCUAUUUUAGACAUAUCCAGUAAUGCACAUCAUCUCGGCUGUAAAGAACUACUUAAACAAGUAUCAACUGUUAUUCAACCCAAACUUCAUCUCUUUGGUCAUGUCCAUAGAGGAUAUGGACAAUUGAAAAAUGAACAGGAAUUCGGUAGAACAUUGUUUAUUAAUGCUUCUUUGUGCGAUAACCAUUUUCGUAUUGCUCAUGCACCGAUAGUAGUCGAUUUAAGUAAAGGUGAAUAA
This is a messenger RNA of Rotaria socialis, 729 nucleotides long. NCBI's taxonomy places the organism in Eukaryota, Metazoa, Rotifera, Eurotatoria, Philodinida, Philodinidae. The record is from the annotation of a GenBank genome assembly.